UGUGCCGCUCAAACACUAUACUUUUCCGCCCACACUGAAAAAAAAUUAGAGGGAACAUUGCCCCCUCCCCCCAGUUGAAUGUUCCGUUUCUGUUGGGAUUUCUGGUUUAAACAGAAAUCCCAAGAUUCUAUUCAAAGGGAGACGAUGGUGGGAUUUUGCUGUAAGAGAGUCAACCUAUACUUAUUUUUCUUCUUCAAUCAACUGUUCUUCAUCUUGGGGGCGCUGAUGGUUGGGAUCGGGAGCUGGAUUUUGGUUGACCAAAAGGCCUUCAUUCCCAUCCUGCAGAAUUCGUCUCCCACGUUCAAAACUGGGGUCUACGUCUUCAUCGGAGCCGGUGCCAUCACCAUGGUGCUUGGCUUCCUGGGAUGCUUAGGGGCCUUCUUUGGCAUCCGGUUCACCCUUGGCCUCUACUUCGCCUGCCUGUUGCUCAUCCUCUCGGCCCAGAUCACUGCUGGCCUGAUGAUCUACUUCCAACAGAGCUCGCUGAGAGCCAGGAUACCCGAGGUGGUGAUUGAUCUCCUGCAGACAUAUGACUCUUCCGACGAUACGAACCAGGUCCUCGAAGCCGCUUGGGACUUUGUUCAAACCAUGUUCGCGUGCUGUGGCUGGAACGGACCCGAAGACUGGCAACUCAACAAAAUCCUUUGGGCAGGCAAAAUGCGCUUCUAUCCAUGUUCUUGCAGCAACCACACAGAGAAUGCCUCCAUAGGGACAGGUUUCUGUGCUCUGGAGCCCUAUUUGGAUACAACCAACGUGACCGACUGGCCCGUGAAGAAGCAGGGGUGCCGGAUGAUGGUGCUGACCUGGUUGCAAGGAAAUUUCAACGUCUUUCUUGGGGUCUGCACAGGAUUGGCCAUCACAGAGCUGCUGGGGAUAGGGCUCUCUAUCCACCUCUUCAAAACCAAAAUAUGCCUACACUAAAGAUGACAACGCCGCCUGGAGCCUGGAUGCGAUCCAGGAGGAAAGAGGGAACUGGGUUCUUUGUUCCAGACGAUGCUUGGUAGUCCCUGCUAGAGCUUUAGCCUAACAACUCUUCCUCUACUUAUCUUGCUCCUUCCACAAAUGAAUGCAAAUGUUCUGAAUGGCCGGGCUUUUAGAGUUUUAUUCACCACCACAAUAAGAUUCAGGAUGCUCCAUAUACCCCUUCCGCUGGGUUCGUACCCUCUUCCUUCUGUGCAAUUUGGAUAAAGUUGGGAGAUUUGUUUGGUGCUUGGGAUGUCCAUCAGGUCAAAGGUCAGGUGAGCUUCAAAGGAGGACUCGGGAUCACAGAUCUUCCUGUUUUUGCUCAUUUGAAGGGAGUUUAUUUUUGUUGUACAGGCAAUUCUUGACUUGCAACCUGUUCUGACCGAGGCUUCCCGAGAACAUGGAACAA
Thamnophis elegans (Western terrestrial garter snake) is the source of this 1372-nucleotide messenger RNA. RefSeq names its product CD82 antigen-like. The record is from RefSeq and is a predicted model, not a curated record. Gene Ontology annotation, cellular component: membrane. NCBI's taxonomy places the organism in Eukaryota, Metazoa, Chordata, Lepidosauria, Squamata, Natricidae. Bases 79 to 921 code for a protein of 280 amino acids. The transcript has a single exon.